CCGCGGUUGUGUAAGGCGGUGGCAGCGGCCACAUCCCCCGCUUCGCCGCGUGGGGUUCGGGGCUCGGCCGGGGCUCGGCGAUGGCCGGCCUGUGCGGGGACCGUGGCGCGCUGUCGGCGCACACGCUGCUCUUCGACCUGCCGCCCACGCUGCUGGGCGAGCUGUGCGGGAUCCUGGACAGCUGCGAUGGCCCGCUGGGCUGGCGUGGCCUGGCGGAGCAACUUUCGAACAGCUGGCUGGAUGUUCGUCACAUUGAAAAAUAUGUAGACCAAGGUAAAAGUGGAACAAGAGAAUUGCUGUGGUCCUGGGCACAGAAAAACAAGACCAUCGGCGACCUUUUACAGGUCCUCCAGAAGAUGGGACAUCAACGAGCUAUCCAUUUGAUCAUGAACCAUGGAGUAAGCACCAAUCCUUCAAAGAAAUGUCAGCAGGAGCCUCGGUUUCCCAAUGUAUCACCCAACGUAGAGCACGUGUGCAGACAAAACGACCCUGGACCUCUGGAACCAGUCAAUGUCACAGUGGAUAAUGUUCUUGUUCCUAAAGAUAAUGAAAAAGGAAUACCGCAUAAACCCCCCAUCAGCUUCCAGAGUGUCCUAGAAGCAACCCAGCGUUUCCAUAAAGACUUCCUAAUUGGAGAAGGGGAGAUAUUUGAAGUCUACAGAGCGGAGAUUCAAAACCAAACAUACGCUGUUAAAUUAUUUAAGCAGGAGAAAAACAUGCAGUUUAAGAAGCACUGGAAGAGAUUUUUAUCAGAACUGGAAGUUUUACUCCUGUUCCGUCAUCCCCACAUACUAGAGUUGGCUGCGUAUUUCAGCGAGGCUGAGAAAGUUUGUCUGGUUUAUCCAUAUAUGAGUAACGGGACGCUUUUCGACAGAUUGCAGUGCAUAAAUAACACAGCCCCACUUUCCUGGCACAUUCGAAUCAGUGUAUUGAUAGGACUAUCCAAAGCCGUCCGAUACCUGCACAACACUCAGCCGUGCUCAGUGAUCUGUGGCAACAUUUCCAGUGCAAACAUACUCUUGGAUGACCAGUUCCAACCCAAAUUAACUGAUUUUGCCAUGGCGCACUUCCGACCCCACCUAGAACAUCAGAGCUCUACCAUAAAUAUGACUGGCAGUGGCAGGAAACAUCUGUGGUACAUGCCAGAAGAAUACAUCAGACAGGGAAGACUUUCUGUCAAAACCGAUGUCUACAGCUUCGGAAUUGUGAUCAUGGAGGUUCUGACAGGGUGCAAAGUGGUGUUGGAUGAUCCCAAACACGUUCAACUGCGGAACCUCCUCAUGGAACUGAUGGAGAAGAGAGGCCUUGAUUCAUGCCUCUCAUUUCUAGACAGGAAACUACACCCUUGCCCUCGAAACUUCUCUGCCAAGCUCUUUUCUCUGGCAGGCCAGUGUGUGGCAACUCGGGCCAAGUUAAGACCUACAAUGGAUGAAGUCCUGAACACUCUGGAGAGCUCGCAGCCCAGCUUGUAUUUUGCAGAGGACCCUCCCACUUCACUGAAGUCCUUCAGGUGUCCUUCUCCUGUGUUCUUGGAUAAUGUCCGAAGUAUUCCAGUGGAAGAUGAUGAGAACCAGAAUAAUCACUCAGCACCACAUGAGGAAGCAGUGAGGGUAGACAGAGUGACUCCGAAAAUCCCUUUUGAAUGCAGCCAGUCUGAGGUUACCUUUCUGGGCUUGGACAGAAACACUGGGAAUAGGAGAAGUGAAGCCGCUUGCAACAUGCCCACUUCCUCUUCUGAGGAAUGUUGGCUCCCAGAGCUCGGAGCAUCAUCCCAGGACUUAAGGCCUACUGAGAUCAGUUUGGGUUCCUCUUGGGAAGUACCAGGCCAUUCUUAUGGGAACAAGCCAAUGGAGAAAAGGUGCUCCUCUGGACUCUUCUGCAGUGAGUAUGAACAGUCCAAAAAGCAGUGAAUUCACCAGAUGAUACAGGGGGGAAGAAAAGCAAAUGUCGCCGAGGGCACCGAGCAAAGGGUGUCACCAUGGAAGGACACAAGCUCCAUUCAGUAAGGCCAAGGGAGCUACUGAUGGUGAAUUUGAGUGGUACAGAUGAACAGCCAGCCAUUUCUGUACCUUUCUUCCCAUCCCCACAAACAGAACAACCUAAAGAAAUGCUUUAUUGGGGUGACUGCUUCUCAAACAAAUGCAAGCUAAAGUGGAGCCAUUCAGAGUUAUUCAAGAUUCUGGAUUCUGACCAUCAAAACCUAGCAAAGAGUAGCAGGAAUCUUAAGUCUCAAGUCUCUCCAUCAUCCUAGUGGGUCCUUGGUAUUGAUAAAUGGAGAAUCAGAACCACAUCCAAGAACCAGGUUCUUCUGUUGUCUGCCUUCAGCUACUCAGAAUCAGCAGCCAGUCAUCACCAGCUGCCAAAUGCAACACAUUUUUGUUCUCCCUCUGCCCAUGCACUAUAACCUGUAUAACACUCCCACCUCUGCCCUCAGUAGGGUGGGGGGUUUCAAGGCCUCGCCCUUUAUUUUCUGUCCUUGUUCAGAGGCAGCCUUUUGUAUACCCUGACCCCCUAUAAAUCUUUUACAUGAGGUGUGUUGCAUGGAGUGUGUGUGUGUAGGGGUGGGGUACGUGGGGAUAUGAGACCCUUAUACUCAGUGCCAUUCUUUCUACUAGGGACAGUCCAUUGGAUUCCAUUGGCUUCCCUUGGUCAGACAAAAUGUUGACCAAAUGGAAAGGUUGUAGGAAAUGUCUAAUUUGUAAAUGGUAAUGAGUGCCUUUUGAGCAAAUUGUCUUUUUAUGGUGAUUGUGUGAUUGGCAGUUGCUACUCUUCUGUUCAUCAAUGGUUAACCUGUCUGUCUGGAAGUGAGCCAGUUCGUCUUUUGAAGGCGUGUUCUGUGUCGAGAGGGAAUUCUUGUCUGAAAUCCGAGUCUCUGUGUUUAAAAUCUUAGA
Messenger RNA from Psammomys obesus (fat sand rat), 2891 nucleotides. RefSeq names its product interleukin 1 receptor associated kinase 3 (gene Irak3). Gene Ontology annotation, molecular function: protein serine/threonine kinase activity; ATP binding; protein binding. Lineage: Eukaryota; Metazoa; Chordata; Mammalia; Rodentia; Muridae. The record is from RefSeq and is a predicted model, not a curated record. Gene Ontology annotation, biological process: negative regulation of interleukin-12 production; negative regulation of MAP kinase activity; protein phosphorylation. The transcript has 12 exons. Bases 81 to 1910 code for a protein of 609 amino acids. Gene Ontology annotation, cellular component: plasma membrane; cytoplasm; nucleus.